Molecule: messenger RNA, 1672 nt
Organism: Hyla sarda
Lineage: Eukaryota; Metazoa; Chordata; Amphibia; Anura; Hylidae
Gene: FAM187B
Product: family with sequence similarity 187 member B
Exons: 2
Coding region: 457-1629 (390 amino acids)
Source: RefSeq, a predicted model, not a curated record
CGGCUCCCCUCUUAUAAGAGACAGUAUAUAAUAUCCCCGAUCCCUGUCUACAGCUCAUAGCAGCUGCCACAUAUAUAUGGGUUCCAGCUCCUGAGCCUUCUCCAUAUGUUUCAGUGCACAUCGGGCGUACAUGUUGAUUUCCCUUUCUCAGUUCAGUGUCAAGGUAGUCUCAAUGUGCAGCCAUUUUUGGCAGUUUUUUUUUUAUUGCCUAGCAACCACUAUGAUGCAGGUUUCUAAGCAAUGUCUCCCUAUAGACUGGCCCCAACCAAUCACAGGUCAGCAUUGACACGUAAUAAAUAUUAUAGCUCCUCCUAAGGUAAAAAAAAAGAGUAUAAUAUGCAAGCUUUGUGCCAAAUCAUGAUGGGAGGGAUACUCAGAACAGGAAUUUAGCAAAAAAUAGAUAUUUCAUUCAUUCUGUAUUGUCUCUGGAACAAGAGGAGACCAUCAGUCCAGCACAUGUGGAGACCAAUGAGUCUGGUGUCCAUCGCUAUUUUUUUGGGGAUCCUAGUUCAUAAGUCCACAUUUGCCUUGUUUGAAGACUCCAUAACUUUGUCCUGUCCGGCUCUUCGGCCUUGUACAAUCGCUUUAGCUUCUCGGAAUCCCGUAACUCUAAAAUGUGAAGGUGGGCCCAAAAAUGUUCAUGUGUAUUGGCAAUACCUUGAUGUCUCUCAGCCCCAUGCUCGGGCGCUGACCCUUAUACAAAGUGGGGGAUCAGUGUCCCAAGAUGAGGAUCUCGACAGCCAAGAAUACUUGAAAGUGUUGGAUCUGAUGUCAAGAGUUGAACUACUAUCCGGAAACCUAAAACUUCUGUCUCCGAGGGUGCAGGACACGGGAAUCUACACCUGUUGGGAUGGGGGGAAACAUUUGGCCUAUUACAAAAUUGAUUUCCAGGACUCUGAGAACAUUUACGUCUCACAUGCCAGUUUGGACCACAAAGUCCGACCUAACGCUACUGUAGACUUUGGCCUGGAGAGAUCUGUGGAGGUGUUCACCGUAUGGCAGGACUGGCAGGCAUGUGAUCGGUGUGGGGUGAUGGGUGAAAGAAAGAAGCUUGGGUUUUGCUACGGUAUGGUUGCUAGAAAUUCUGCAGGUAUGGAGGAGCCCCAGCCGUGUGGGCUGAUACAAUCCAGAUUUAGUCAAAUUCAACUCAAUAGCACACCGGAGCUGAGGAUUGAGACGUGUAUCGGGGCUUGUACUGAAGUCGCAUCUACAAAUGAUCUCAUCAUUCUCAUGGUGAACUAUCGCACUUAUCUCCAUGCCGAUGCCUUGUUAGAGUGUCCCAUAUCUUUGAUCUACAAACCCCUUUACUGGGAACGUGGAAACAGGACUUUCACCCACUUACAGCAACUGAUGAACAACGCAUCAUAUAUCCUGGACAAGAAGACCGGAGGGGGCUCCUUGUUUAUUCCGAUCCUCAAUAAAUCCGAUGAGGGCACCUACAAAUGUUACGUCGACCAUAGGAUGGUCGGGGAAUUCCAUGUGAUGUUUCCUAAAAUUGAGGACACAUCAAAACCCCAACAGUUUACUAUGGGGGAGUACACUAUGAUUGGUAUAUCUAUUUUCUUUGUGGCCCUUUUUGUCCUAAGCGUGUUCCAGUCCAGCCAGGCCACCGACUAUACAGAUGGUUAGGACCAUCCAACGGGGAGUAUCUUCCUGUAUACCAUCAAUAAAA